Terrapene triunguis (Three-toed box turtle) is the source of this 1499-nucleotide messenger RNA. It is a transcript of the gene L3HYPDH, whose product is annotated as trans-L-3-hydroxyproline dehydratase. The record is from RefSeq and is a predicted model, not a curated record. NCBI's taxonomy places the organism in Eukaryota, Metazoa, Chordata, Testudines, Emydidae. Gene Ontology annotation, molecular function: hydro-lyase activity. The coding region runs from base 16 to 1062 and encodes 348 amino acids. The transcript is spliced from 5 exons.
GUGGCGCGAGCGGCGAUGGCGGCGCCCGGCUGGCUGCCUCCCGGCGCGCGGCCGGCGGUGCGCGUGGUGGACAUGCACACGGGCGGGGAGCCGCUGCGCAUCGUGCCGGGCGGGCUGGAGCCGGGCCCCGCGGGCCCCACGCUGCUGGCCCGGCGGCGCCACAUGGGCGCGGCGCUGGACCACGUGCGGCGGCUGCUGGUGCACGAGCCGCGCGGGCACCGCGACAUGUACGCGGCGGUGCUGGUGCCCAGCGAGCUGCCGGCCGCCCAGCUGGGCGCGCUCUUCCUGCACGGCCAGGGCUACAGCACCAUGUGCGGCCACGCCGUGCUGGCGCUGGGCCGCUUCGCCCUGGACGGCGGCCUGGUGCCGGCGCCGCGCCGCCCCGAGACCGCGGUCACCAUCCACUGCCCCUGCGGGCCCGUCACCGCCUUCGUGCCCUGGGACGGGCAGCGCAGCGGCAGCCGCGUCCGCUUCCACAGCGUGCCCGCCUUCGCCGCCGCCGCAGAUGUGAAAGUUGAUGUUCCUGGCCAUGGGAAGGUGGUGGUCGAUAUUGGAUAUGGUGGUGCUUUCUAUGCCUUUCUCAGUGCUGAGAGAUUGGGAUUAGAUGUUUGUUCUUCAAAGACUCAGGAUCUUGUAGAUGCAGCAAGUGCAGUAACAGAAGCAGUAAAGAGACAGUUCAAACUUCAUCACCCUGACAACGAAGAGCUUGCUUUCCUCUAUGGUACUAUAUUAACAGAUGGAAAAGAUGCAUUUAGUGAUGAACCAACAACCAACAUCUGUGUGUUUGCAGAUGCACAGGUCGACAGAAGUCCUACAGGCUCAGGUGUAACUGCGCGCAUUGCCUUACAAUACCAUAAGGGACUCAUCCAGCUGAAUCAGACCAGAACCUUUAGAAGCAGCUCAACUGGUUCCUUGUUCACUGGAAAAGCCGUGAAGGAAGCAAAGUGUGGUGACUAUAACGCUGUUGUAGUAGAAGUCUCAGGAGAAGCCUUUUAUACUGGAACAGCAACCUUUGUUGUUGAAGAGGAGGACCCACUGAAAUAUGGAUUUUCUCUAAAGUGACCUUUGCCAUCAUUCAGUUGCCAGCUUUUAAAUAGUAACCACUAUCAAAAAGAUGAUCUUUGUAAUCUGUAGGGGGGAAAUAUAAAUACACCAUAUUUACUUAACUCAUAUUUUCCUAAUAGACUGCUGCAUCUAUGGAUGGUUAAAAACAGUCAUUUAAAUAUCAUAGAGCAGAGCUAAAAAAACCUUUCCUGGUAUGAUUACUUGUAUUACAAAUAAAGAUCACAGGCCACAUUAUUCUGUAGUUAUUAGCAUGUAUUAUACAAGUCCGGGUCUGUUUGAAACUGCAUUUACAAUUCUAUUUCAAAUGCUAGAUAGUAAACAAAGCUAAGCUUGAAGGGGCAAUUUCAAAUGUAAGUGCCUCUUGUAAAGACAUUAUGUACUUUAAACUCUGCGUCAGUGCAAGAAUUCUAUUAAAAUGCAGUAUUCUGACCUCA